UUUUAAUUUUUUUUCUUUUUUCUUUUUUUGCUAAAAGAUAUUGGAUAAGUUAAAAAGAAAGUGUUGAUAGAAUUUUGGGUGCUUGGAGCUUCGGAAUCGGAAAGAGAAAAUGUCUUUGCUUCUUCAUUCAGAUUCCUUCCUCUCUUUGCUUUUCUUAAUUUUCAAAUUAUGACCAAACCCUAAUAUUGUUCAUGGACCUUCCCACCUCCAUCGCCAUUGACAAUGGCCAAGUCUUCUUCGAAGCCCUUGACGAAUUCCACGUCCCCUUCUACGAUUGCCCCGAUUCCUUCUCCGAUCACACUCCUGACUCUUCCUCAUCCUCCGCACUCGACACUCCCCUUCCCAAAUCCCCACCACCGGAGGCUUCUUCUCCGGCCCUAACUAUCCGGCGACGUCGUUUGGCUUCUCGAAAAUUCUCCAACAAGGAAUCCAAUGAUUCGAGUUUAGAUAAGCCUUCUUCAUUAUCGGAGAUUGAUUCAGUUGAGAGUAGUACGAAGUGGAGUGAAAUUGGUGGGAAUUUGCAGGAGAAUGGCGACAAGUCUGAUUUUAAUAAGGAACCUGUUCGAGUCACCAAUGAGGUGAGUGAAAGCCUUGUUGUUGAUUCGAUCAACUCGGAUGCAGAUGAAGUGAAUGGUUCUUCAUCCUCUAACUUGCUUAUUUUUGCAGCUUCUUUGGUGAUUAAGGCUAUUGGAUUUCAAUUUGAUUUGUUCGUUAAAUUUGUAACUUUUCCCAUUUGGGUUUCUUAUACCUCUUACAUGAUUCUUGUUGACCCCUUUUUUACAAUGAGGCGUGGUAGAGAUUAUUUUACUGGGAAAAUGGUGAAAUUAUGGGACUUGGUACUUGGGUUUGUUAAUCCAUAUGUGUCGGAUUGGUUGAAAGAUAACAAGUCGAUUGAGAAAGUGGCAUGGAGUUGUUUUUGGGGUUCUCUUUGGGCAAUUUAUGUUUGCUUCGUGUUAUGUUCUUUUCUGUUCUUGUCAAGUUUGUUUAGUGGGCUCAUAAUGAGGUAUUUUGUUGAGGUGCCCCUUCAUAUGAAGCAGGUCUUGAACUUUGAUUUCACUAAGCAUCGUCCUGUUGCUUUCGUUCCCAUAAUAUCUUGUGUUAAUGCCGGUUGUGGCAUGGACUGUGAACAACAGAUUGAAGCUCGAAACACAGUCGGAUUUCGGGUUAUCCCUGUUGGUCACAAAUUGCAGGCUACUGUUUCAAUGGCAUUGCCUGAGUCUGACUACAACAGAAAUCUUGGGAUCUUUCAGGCGAGGCUAGAGUUCCUGUCUGUGAAAGGUGAAAUUCUUUCAAGUUCAAGCCAUCCUUGCAUGUUACAAUUCAAAAGCGAGCCUAUUCGCAUUCUAUGGACCUUCCUUAAGGCUGUCCCUCUUGUUGCCGGCUAUCAAUCCGAAUCUCAAACUUUAAAUGUUAAGUUUAAAGGUUUCAGGGAAGGAGAUGUCCCUACUGGAUGCAUAAAGGUGACAAUCGAACAAAGAGCGGAAUACCGACCUGGUGCUGGUAUUCCUGAAAUGUACGAUGCUUCCCUAAUCGUUGAGUCUGAACUUCCAUUGUUGAAAAGGGUAUUGUGGCAUUGGAAGAUAUCCAUAUUCAUAUGGAUCACUAUGACAUUGUUUUUCAUAGAGUUGUUGUGUGCUCUGGUGUGUUGUAAUCGUAUCAUUAUCCCUAGACCAAGACAGAGACAAAGGAAUAGUUCUAUUAGCAGUGGUGCUACUACUCAAAACAACCCUACUGCACGAAGUGGCAAUGGCGGGUUACACAGAGCUGCACCAUUGGACGCUGCUGCUGAUGCUGCAGCCCAUCAAUAUAGGCAUGCCAUCACAACUCUUUCUUUUCUUUGAUUUACGUUUCCAACACUCGUAUAAUUAUUUUUAUAUUAUUUAUUAUGUACAUAACUACCAAAGUUAUUAUAUAAAAAAAAAAAAAUCCAUUGGAGUAAUAAUUGACAUAAUAUUCUCCAAAAUUUGAUCUUCGGUUGAUAAAGAUUGUACUUAGUUGGGGGAUAUUAUCCUACUCCAAUCUACUCUAGUUGUAAUGGAUUCCAUUCAUUUAUUAUAACAAAAAAAUAUGAAUUUUUAUUUUGGCUCAAA
This is a messenger RNA of Cannabis sativa, 2090 nucleotides long. RefSeq names its product seipin-2. NCBI's taxonomy places the organism in Eukaryota, Viridiplantae, Streptophyta, Magnoliopsida, Rosales, Cannabaceae. The coding region runs from base 192 to 1841 and encodes 549 amino acids. The transcript is spliced from 2 exons. The record is from RefSeq and is a predicted model, not a curated record. Gene Ontology annotation, biological process: lipid droplet organization; lipid storage. Gene Ontology annotation, cellular component: endoplasmic reticulum membrane.